AACCAAAUCAGAGUUGGCCAAGUUAAUCAAUUUCUUGAAGAGCAUUAAAAAAAAAACCAGAAUCAAGGAGAAAAAAUAAUGGCCACCACCGACUCAGGCUAUGAUCGGCUGGCGGAGCAGAAGGCAUUCAGCGCAUCAAAAGCCGGAGUGAAGGGGCUAGUGGACGCCGGAGUCAAAGAGCUACCCCGGAUGUUCCACGCGCCGCCGCAUUUCCUCAACGGCAGACCUCCAGCUCCUGCCGGUGACCCGGAGUUCUCCGUCCCGGUAAUCGACCUGGCAGGUGCGAGAGACGAUCACGACCCCGAGGAGCGGAAACGAAUCGUCCAGAAAAUCAGCGACGCAUCGGCAAAGUGGGGCUUCUUCCAAAUCGUGAACCACGGCGUCCCGACAAGCACCCAGAACAAGAUCAAAGCCGGGACCCACCGGUUCUUCAACCAGGACGCGGAAGCGAAAAAGGAGUAUUUCCGCGCCGAGCCGAUGUCAAAAGUCGUGUACACGUCUAACUACGGCUUGUACACGGCGCCGGUUGCCUAUUGGAGCGAUGUGAUCCUGUUCAACAUGGCGCCAGAGCCACCGGAGCCGGAGCAAAUCCCGGCUUGCAUCAGGGAAAACGUGCAGGAAUUCUCUGAGGAAAUAUCCAAGGUCGGGGGCUUGAUGUUCGAGCUACUGUCGGAGGCGUUGGGUCUUGCUUCGAAUCACUUGAAGGAGGAGAUGGGUUGCGCGGAAGGAAUGGGAUUAGCCUGCAACUACUAUCCUCAUUGUCCUCAACCGGAGCUCGCUCUGGGAAUCACCCACCACACCGAUAUUGGGUUCAUCACGGUUCUUUCCCAGGACCACGUCGGAGGUCUGCAAGUCGUUCAUCGAGGUCACUGGGUUGAUGUGCCUCCAGUGCCGGAGGCUUUAGUGGUCAACAUCGGAGAUAUGCUUCAGCUGAUAUCAAACGAUAAGUUUAAAAGUGUGGAGCAUAGAGUGAUUGUGAACAAUGUUGAACCAAGAGUAUCAACGGUUUGCUCUUUUGGUAACGGGUUUAUGUUGAAAUCAAGAAUGUAUGGACCUAUAAAAGAGCUGUUAUCGGAAGAAAAUCCUCCCAUAUACCGAGAAAUUUCCAUCGAAGAAUUCUUUUUCAAAUCCUACAAAAAGGGCUUCGAUGGUAACUCUUAUCUGCCCCAACUUAAGCUCUGAGGUUCAAUUGUCUCUUUUGAACAAGAUCGAUGACAUAGUACAAGGGUUACUACUACUUCUUCUUCAUGGCAUGCUUUGCAAGAUUAUCGUUUAAUAAAAGAUCGACAACUAUGGCGAUAAUGAGAUGCGCACUACUGUAACUUAUGUUUAUGCAUGCAUGCCUGUGUUGGAUCUGUAAUGGUUUCUGUUUUUAAAAGAGAGUACUAUGUGUG
This is a messenger RNA of Linum tenue, 1394 nucleotides long. The record is from the annotation of a GenBank genome assembly. Lineage: Eukaryota; Viridiplantae; Streptophyta; Magnoliopsida; Malpighiales; Linaceae.